Molecule: messenger RNA, 4194 nt
Organism: Pteropus alecto (black flying fox)
Lineage: Eukaryota; Metazoa; Chordata; Mammalia; Chiroptera; Pteropodidae
Gene: DENND6B
Product: DENN domain containing 6B
Exons: 20
Coding region: 1-1863 (620 amino acids)
Cellular component (GO): recycling endosome
Molecular function (GO): guanyl-nucleotide exchange factor activity
Source: RefSeq, a predicted model, not a curated record
AUGCCUGGUUUCCGCAGGAACGCCGGGGACCGCGCGCGGGCAAGGCGGCGCCAUGGCGCACAAAAGAGGGGCGAGAGUGCGGACCCCAGAGGCGGAGGGACGGGCGUGGGCGCAUCCGCCCGCACUGACGACCAGGUCGUGGUUGACAACGACGCCCGCGGCCGCCUCGGCGCGCAGUCCGCCGGGGCACGGGCUCCAGCGGUGCCCUGGGCGCGCUUCUCGGCCUGGCUGGAGUGCGUAUGCGUGGUCACCUUCGACCUGGAGCUGGGCCAGGCACUGGAGCUGGUGUACCCCAGCGACUUCCGGCUCACGGACAAGGAGAAAAGCAGCAUCUGCUACCUGUCCUUCCCUGACUCCCACUCAGGCUGCCUCGGGGACACGCAGUUCAGCUUCCGCAUUCGUCAGUGUGGAGGACAGAGGAGCCCCUGGCCUGCCGAUGACAGGCACUAUGACAGCGGGGCCCCCGUGUCACUGCAGAGGGAAGCGGCACACUACCUCGGCUACGUGUACUUCAGGCAGGUGAAGGACAGCUCCGUGAAGAGGGGCUACUUCCAGAAGUCUCUGGUGCUGGUGUCCCGCCUGCCCUUUGUCCGGCUGUUCCAGGCACUGCUGAGCCUGAUUGCCCCCGAGUACUUCGACAAGCUGGCUCCCUGCCUGGAAGCAGUGUGCAGUGAGAUUGACCAGUGGCCAGCCCCUGUGCCCGGGCGGACCCUAAACCUGCCCGUGGUGGGCGUUGUCCUCCAGGUCCACAUCCCGUCCAGGGCGGACAAGCCCGAAUCUACGUCUCUGAAGCAGCGUGGCCAUGAGAACCUACUGCCGGCCCCGCUGGUCCUUAGCAGUGUCCAUGAGCUGGACCUGUUCAGGUGCUUCCAGCCGGUGCUGGCCCACGUGCAGACGCUGUGGGAGCUCAUGCUCCUUGGGGAGCCCCUGCUGGUCCUGGCGCCCUCGCCCGCUGUGUCCUCGGAGAUGGUGCUGGCCUUGACCCGCUGCCUGCAGCCCCUCAAGUUCUGCUGCGACUAUCGCCCUUACUUCACCAUCCACGACAGCGAGUUCAAGGAGUUCGCGACGCGCACACAGGCCCCACCAAACGUGGUCCUGGGGGUCACCAACCCUUUUCUUAUCAAAACACUCCAGCACUGGCCCCACAUCCUGCGCAUCGGGGAGCCCAAGAUGUCAGGGGGCCUUCCUAAACAAGUCAAGCUGAAAAAGCCCUCAAGGCUGAAGACCCUGGACACCAAACCAGGCCUGUACACCACGUAUACCGCCCACCUGCACCGCGACAAGGCGCUGCUCACUCGGCUGCUCAGGGGCCUGCGGAGGGGGCGGCCCGCAGACACGCUGACCACGCUGCUGCGGGGGCACCUCCUGGAGCUCACGCAGAGCUUCGUCAUCCCCCUGGAGCACUACAUGGCCGGCCUCAUGCCCCUGCAGAAGAGUGUCGCGCCCUGGAAGACCCCGCCCCAGAUUCGCCCCUUCCACCAAGAUGACUUCCUGCGCAGCCUGGAGUGCACGGGGCCGCAGCUCACCUGCGUCCUCAAGGGUGACUGGCUGGGCCUCUACAGGCGGUUCUUCAAGUCUCCCCAUUUUGACGGCUGGUACCGACAGCGGCGCAGAGAGAUGGCCCACAAACUAGAGGCCCUGCACCUUGAGGCCAUCUGCGAGGCGGACAUCGAGACCUGGAUGAAGGACAAGUCCGAGGUGGAGGUGGUGGAUCUGGUCCUGAAACUUCGGGAGAAGCUGGUGAGGGCACAGAGCCACCAGCUCCCUGUGAAGGAGGAGACGCUGCAGCGGGCGCAGCUGCACAUUGAGACGGCCAUCGGCUCCCUGCCCAAGGACCUGCAGGCUGUCCUCUGCCCUCCCUAGGACAGGGCCCACGGGCACGUUCGAGGCGCCUGGGUCUGGCCGAGCUUCCUUCUCCCCAGUGAGGGCAGCCCCAACCGAGCGUGAGCUCUGCCACCCAUACCCCUUGCUGUUCCAGCCCCCAGCGCCACGAUCCUCCCGGCUGUAAAGGUGGCAUUUGGAACUACAGCCUGGAGCUGACUGUUGGUGGAUCACGUGUGUGCCAGAGCCUGACUCCCACCCCCCUCUGAGGGGUUGCAGGCUGGGCCAGGCUGGCUGUGAGCCCUUGCUGAUCUGGGCCCGGGGCCACCCCUUCCAACAGGCCCCCAUCUGCCAGAGCCCUGCAGGGACCCAGAUGUUGCAUUUGAUGUGUCCUUUAGCCCCACCAGGCUGCCCAGCCCAGGACGGGAGAAGGAAGCUGACAAGCAGACCUCUGUCCUCACACAGCCCACCCCCUGUCUGUGGGGGCUGGGGGUGCCUCACCCCUCACCCACAGUCAUCGCCUGGAGGGGGAGAGGAGCUGUGCCCUGUGGCUCUUCUGUAGGGCUCCUAGAGGACAGUGCAGGGCCCAGACUGGCCGGACCAGGGCAUUGUCCAGGGUCCCAUGCCUGGAGCAGCCCAGCGGGUACCACCUCCACUUGCCCGGCCCAUGCUGCUUCUCAGCUGACAGGCGCUCGACCUAAUGCCCUUGGUUCCAUCUGCUCCACGUGCACCCGAGCAGUUUGGACUCUCGCCCUAGCAGCCCCCCAGCUCUUAGCAGCGUUAUGCUCCCCAGCAAUGCAAGGGUGACAGUGUCAGCCAGGGGAGGGGUGGGCGUGAGGCUUGGGCCCAGAGCUGUGGGCCUGCGGGGAGGUCUCCCAGCCACCAACCUUCAGACCCCUCAUCAGGUGGCAUGUGUAUCGUGUACAUGUCCAACCUCCCUGCGUGGGGUCCUGGCAGAGUGAGCGGGCACAGGUGGAAGCUGUCUCUUCUCUUUCGAAGUCCCCACUCAGGCCAUGCCCCGGAUGGGCGGUCACCAAGGCCUCCAGUCAUCCCCUGCACAGCAGCAAGCGCUGGUCUCAGCUGCUGGUAGCAACUUGUCUGGCCCUGACUGCUGCCUAGGACAGCCUGUCACUGUCCCCAUUCUACAGACAGCUGAGCCCAGGGUGGUGUAGGGUCCAAGGACACGACCAAUUAAAACGACAAAGGCAGACUGAGGCAGUAAAUCUUUUUGCAUAAGGAACAAGCUGGAGGCACUGGAGUGAGACAGGUGCCACAUGGGCCCCAAAUGCCAGUCUGGGCAGCCUGCCCCUGGCUGUGUGGUCUGGAGGGGUGGUCUCCCCACCGAGGGCGUGGCCUCCCCACCGAGGGCAUGGUCUCCAAGGGGGCCCACAAAGACACCAGCACCUUCCUUGUACCUGGCUGGUUCUCUCACCUCCACGAGAAGGGGCUGAGGGGGUGGUGGAGGCCCUGCCAUCGGCUGCCCUCAGGGCCCUCCACCCCUACUCCUAACCCCUGACCCCAACCCCUAACCCUAACUCCACUGGCUGAGACAGUGCCAGGCCCUCUCACUAAUAUGAGCCCACCGUGAGGGGUGCGCCCCAAACAUCACUUAGCUUGUACUUGCCAUGCUGCAUGGUCACCUGACUUGGCUUCUCAAGGGCAGCUGUGCACGAGGGUAGGCUGGGGACUACAGGCUGCCUGGGGGGCUGUAAGGUGGCCUCCACGAAUCUGCCAGGGCCCUUGGCCACCAGCAGUCCCGAAAGGCACAACUAGAUGCCCCUGGUCCCAGCGUUCUCCCCCAGGGACCAUUGGCGGCAGAGGCUGGGGGAGGGACACCUGGCAGGGUGGGCACUGUGCCCAGGGCAGAAUCUCAGGCGGAAGUGUAGAGGCCCGAGGAGGCCCAUCCCCUGGAGUGCCUGGGGCAGGAGGGAGGGUUCUGUCUGCCUCACAGCUGACCCCCUGCACUGCCCAGGGGCUGGGCGUGGAGUCGCCCCCAGAGGCCUACUCGCUCCCUCCCAAGAUCGGGUCAGUUCUGGCCUGGCUGAGCCCCCGUCCCCACUAUGGAAGGGGACAGUGAGGGGAAGGAAGGGGCAGAUGAGUCAGAAGGAGAAGAUCUGUCCCCAGCAGAGGCCCUGGGCAGAAGGGCUGGACAAGCGGGAACCAGUUGGCCCAAAAGGGGCCUGUGCCAAGGCCUGGUGGGGUGGCCCGGGUCGGGGCGGGCUGGGCCGGAGGAUGCAGUCGCCGCGGCAGCGACAGGAAGGACAGGUCAGCUCCAAGCUUCCUGCAUGUGCUCUAUUUAGAGAUUCCCGUCUAGUCUGAUAGUGGCCUUCCCACAUUUUUUAUUAAAAUGUAUUAAAAUGACCUGUGACACAA